UGAAAUCAUAACGAUUUCUCAAUUUCAUUCUCUUCUGUCUCAAUGCCCAAAUCGGGUUGUGUUAUUGGAGAAAUCGGAGCUUCGAUUCAUGCAUUAUAAGAGAUUUAAUUAUCUUGCAAGAAUUCGAAAUCUGCGUCCUCGUUUUCGAAUUCGCUGAAUCGUUGAACGGUUUUGUGAUUAAAGGAGGAGUGGAAAUUGGAUUGUUUAACGGUUUUGGUGAUUAAGGAGGAGGAGGAGGAGGAUCGGAGAUGGCGGCGGGUGCAAUGGUGACGGCGACAGGAGCAGUUGUGAUUCUAUACUUACUGAGCCGUCGGAUCGUGUGGGCGAGAAACGGGGAAGAUGAUCCAGGAGGUGAAUUGGGUAAAUCAGGGAGAUCCGGAAGGAGGAGGAUUGUUAGGAGACCGGCUCAAGCGCCGGCGACUUGGCUUGAGACUAUUUCAACUUUAUCAGAGACGUUGCGUUUUACAUAUUCAGAGACUCUGGGCAAAUGGCCUAUCGCCGAUCUCGCUUUUGGUAUUAACUAUUUGAUGCGUAGACAGGGAAACUUCUCAACUGCUAGUGUUUAUGCUGGAAGUAAUUGUAUAGAGUUAAAAGGACCACAUAUUAUCAUGGAGUUGACAGAGCUACUGAGAUUUUUGACCCUCUGUAUGCUUUUCUCCAAGAAGCCAUUUCCCGUGUUUCUGGAGACUGCCGGUUAUACUCAUGAAGAUGUCCUUCUUCAGAAGCCUAAAGCAGGGAUUAUGCAGCCUGCCUUCACGAUUAUACGAGAUUGCAAAUCAAAAUGUAUCCUGCUAUUGAUCCGUGGCACUCAUAGCAUUAAAGAUACAUUGACGGCAGCAACUGGUGCAGUGGUCCCUUUCCAUCAUUCAGUUUUGCAUGAUGGUGGGCUAAGUAACUUAGUUUUAGGUUAUGCACAUUGUGGAAUGGUUGCUGCAGCUCGAUGGAUUGCUAAACUUAGUGUUCCUUGCCUCCUCAAGGCCCUUGAUGAGAAUCCUAGUUUCAAGGUUCAGAUCGUAGGUCAUUCUCUUGGGGGUGGGACGGCGUCACUUCUAACAUAUAUUCUGCGGGAGCAAAAAGAGUUUGCGUCGGCUACUUGCUUCACUUUUGCACCAGCUGCUUGUAUGACUUGGGAUUUAGCAGAAUCAGGCAAGCACUUCAUUACUACUAUUAUCAAUGGAUCUGAUCUAGUCCCAACAUUCUCUGCUGCUUCAGUCGAUGACCUUCGUUCUGAGGUAACCUCGUCCUCAUGGUCAAAUGACCUGCGUGAUCAGGUUGAACACACCAGGGUCCUUAGUGUUGUUUAUCGGUCUGCAACUGCUAUAGGAUCUCGUUUGCCCUC
This is a messenger RNA of Camelina sativa (false flax), 1339 nucleotides long. The record is from RefSeq and is a predicted model, not a curated record. NCBI's taxonomy places the organism in Eukaryota, Viridiplantae, Streptophyta, Magnoliopsida, Brassicales, Brassicaceae.